AUGCAGUCAGGGCUCAAGAAGGUUCUUCUGAGUUAUGAUGGGAACACUGUGGCGAACGGGAGCGGAGUUGACACCGGCCUUCUCGACAUUCUCGAUGCGGUAUCUGAGCCGAUUGUGGCACUCGAGAGGCACGCACCUACUACGCUCUACGGAACUCUUCCGGGCACCUUGCUCACUCUCCACCUGCCAUUCCGAUGGAUGGCUACACUUGUGCUGGAACAGACCCCUCUACUCUUGUAUAUUCGCGAUGAGCAUUACGAAGUUACUGCUAGCCAGGCGCCAGAGGCUGAGAAUGCUCUUGAGACUGUCCAGCAAGACCAUUCUUCAUUCACUUCAUCGCGAUAUGGACGGCAGCUAUGCUUCCUCAUAUUCCUCCGGGAAUUCUCCCAGUAUCUGGUCUACGCUCGUUUGAUGGCGGUCUUCGAGGACAUUAUCUGCACUCGUCACUACUCGAAAACAACUCACUGCCUUCUCAAAGACUGCAAAAUUGUUUCCGUGCCGAAUGAGCUUGCCUUUCUGGAGGUUGCUGAUUUCCUUCCGGUGUGCUAUUAUCGCUCUUUUCCCGUGGACUACAGUGGCGUCGCUGUACGCGGCCGGCGCCAUAUCACAAAGCUUUGGGGCACUCAUUUCCGGCAAUCUUGA
Sphaerulina musiva SO2202 is the source of this 642-nucleotide messenger RNA. RefSeq lists its product as uncharacterized. NCBI's taxonomy places the organism in Eukaryota, Fungi, Ascomycota, Dothideomycetes, Mycosphaerellales, Mycosphaerellaceae. The transcript has 3 exons. The record is from RefSeq and is a predicted model, not a curated record. Bases 1 to 642 code for a protein of 213 amino acids.